AUGGGACGCAAAGGUAAUGGUCCCAAGACCAACAAGCAAAAACUCGUCCCGGAAAAAGAGCGGUUUAUCGAGUGUUGCUCAGAUAUAACCUUGGAACUGGUUGGUUCUUUGACUUCCACCUCAUCGCGAGAAAUCAACUUAAAUGGACUCAUCACCAAGUUCUCCAAGAAAUAUAAACUCAAACAGCAACCGCGGCUCACUGAUGUCAUUAAUUCCAUCCCAGAUCAAUACAAAAAGUACCUUUUGCCAAAAUUGAAAGCCAAGCCCGUGAGGACAGCUUCGGGAAUUGCUGUGGUUGCUGUAAUGUGCAAGCCCCAUCGUUGUCCUCACAUUGCUUACACUGGUAACAUCUGUGUUUACUGCCCAGGUGGUCCCGAUUCGGAUUUUGAGUAUUCGACACAGUCCUAUACCGGGUACGAGCCUACGUCGAUGCGGGCCAUAAGAGCUCGUUACGACCCGUACGAACAGGCCCGUGGUAGAAUUGAACAGCUUAAGCAGUUGGGUCAUUCGAUCGACAAAGUCGAAUACAUCAUCAUGGGUGGUACGUUCAUGUCACUACCAAAGGAGUAUCGUGAAGAUUUUAUCGUGAAAUUGCAUAAUGCGUUGUCUGGUUUCAACGGAAAUAAUAUAAACGAGGCUAUUCAGUACUCCCAACAAAGUCUGACCAAAUGUGUUGGUAUUACGAUCGAAACAAGACCAGAUUACUGUACUCAAACUCAUUUGGACGACAUGUUGAAAUACGGAUGCACUAGACUUGAGAUAGGUGUUCAGUCUCUUUACGAAGACGUGGCCCGCGAUACCAACAGAGGCCACACUGUCAAAUCGGUGGCCGAAACGUUCUGCGUGGCCAAAGACGCCGGCUAUAAAGUCGUUUCGCACAUGAUGCCCGAUCUGCCGAACGUCGGCAUGGAAAGAGACAUAGAACAGUUUAAAGAAUAUUUUGAAAACCCUGCUUUCAGGACAGAUGGGUUGAAAAUUUAUCCCACUUUGGUUAUUAGAGGCACUGGUCUCUACGAAUUAUGGAAAACAGGACGGUAUAAGUCCUAUAACGCCAAUGCUCUGGUUGAUCUUGUGGCUCGUAUCAUGGCUCUUGUACCUCCUUGGACCAGAAUUUAUAGAGUUCAAAGAGAUAUUCCAAUGCCUUUGGUCACUUCUGGUGUCGAAAAUGGUAAUUUGAGAGAGCUGGCACUGGCGAGAAUGAAAGAUUUCGGUACGACGUGCAGAGAUGUGCGUACCAGAGAAGUCGGAAUUCAGGAAGUACAUCACAAAGUUCAACCGGAUCAGGUAGAACUAGUUAGAAGAGAUUACUACGCCAAUGGCGGGUGGGAAACUUUCUUGUCUUACGAAGAUCCUAAGAAAGACAUUUUAGUUGGUCUUCUGCGACUUAGAAAAGCCUCAAAAAAAUACACAUAUCGGAAAGAGUUUACGGGUCAAAGGACCUCGAUCGUUAGAGAACUUCACGUUUACGGAUCUGUGGUUCCAUUGCAUUCUCGGGACCCUAGGAAAUUUCAACAUCAAGGUUUCGGUACUUUAUUAAUGGAAGAGGCCGAAAGGAUAGCGCGUGAAGAGCAUGGCUCUGAAAAAAUUUCAGUCAUAUCAGGUGUUGGAGUUAGAAAUUAUUACGCUAGACUUGGUUACGAACUGGAUGGGCCAUUCGUAUCGAAGACGUUGACAGCAAAAAAGAACGGAGUGACGAUUUAA
Lachancea mirantina is the source of this 1701-nucleotide messenger RNA. The record is from the annotation of a GenBank genome assembly. NCBI's taxonomy places the organism in Eukaryota, Fungi, Ascomycota, Saccharomycetes, Saccharomycetales, Saccharomycetaceae.